Molecule: messenger RNA, 504 nt
Organism: Lathyrus sativus (Indian pea)
Lineage: Eukaryota; Viridiplantae; Streptophyta; Magnoliopsida; Fabales; Fabaceae
Source: the annotation of a GenBank genome assembly
AUGAACAAGUACGAAUUUUUCAAAAGAAGUAUGCAGUUUGUUUUCGCAGUUUCUCUAUUUGCUUUGUUUGUAUACUACUCUUCUGGCUUUUCCUACAUACACCCCCCUCAGAAUUCUUUCAAUGCUUACUUCUCAACGUGCCUUCUCUCCAUGCUUGAAAAAAAAUACAUGUUCCUUAUCUGUAAUCUCAUCCUUGCAUUUCUAGCCAACACCAUUUCCUCUUCCUCGGAUCACUUUGACUAUGACAUUCAAUCUCAGUUUUCCAAUGAUCUUGUGGUUGAUAUUGAAGAUGAAUAUAGUGAAGUACUAGUGAUGAAAAAGGAAGAAGAGUUUUAUGAGGAAUUAGUAUCAGAAGAAGGAAGUUCAGAGAAUGAAGGUCCAAUUGAAGAAGAAGAAUUAGGAGAUGUUAAUAGAGAUGAACUCAACAGAAAGUUUGAAGAGUUUAUAAGAAAAAUGAAGGAGGAGAUAAUGAUUGAACCAAAAACACACCCAAUUGCAAUCUAG